AUGCCGGCAAACGAGCUCGUGGAUUGCCUCACUGGUUCAGAGUCUGAUGAUUCUGAAGGGCAUAGCAGCCACGUGGCCCUGGCGGUUUCCAAGAAACGGAAUCGGGUCACUCGUGAAGCCGGUCCUGCUUUAGACAAGACCAGCGAGGCAUUUCUUAGAUUUUUGGUUCGGGGUGAUUGCAAAUGCAAGAAGAAGGAUUGCCUGCGGCAGUUCAGCGCAGCUGACAGCUUUACGAAACUGUUCGAGUACCGAAAGCAUUGGUUUGAGCUCGAGAAGGUUGACCAAGACAAUUUCGCUUUGGACAGGAUGAAACUUCUAGCGCGAAACCUUUCUGAAGGGCAAACAAUCAGUUGGAGCUUGUUGGGGUUGAAUUUGUGCCGAAGGGCAUGGAAAGCUUUGCACAAUAUGGGUGACUUGUCUAUAUAUGAAAUCAUUAUUAAGUGUGACAAGAAAGAAAAGUCCUGCGAUGAGCGGUGCCAGAAGCUUUUGGACGCAGCCUUGGAGGGCGCCGUUUCCGCCCCAGUCGACUUGAGGUACUUGUCGAGACCAUCCUCGGAUGAGUUAGGAGGUAGGAAUGCGCAUAGCCGAGCAGAUAUCGUCUCCUACCUCAGCACUCUCUACGAAUCCGUCGCGGAGGUGCUCCCUGAUUGUAGGGACACAGCGUUUGACGACGUUGACAGACUGUCUGAUGCGUAUUCCAUCAAGUUGAAUUUGAUCGCUGCUUCGGAACCUUCUUCUGCAGAGCCCUCGAUGUCCAACGCUUGUGCAGGGCCAUCGAUGACCAGCGUUGGGAGGAUGCCUAGGAAGAAGAAAAGGGGGGUCGUCAUGAACCCUGAUAGACCAGCCAGGGAAAUCAGAAAGCUGCCUCCAGGGGCCAUGAAAGAGUAUUAUGAACAAUACCGACUGGUUUGCAACUUAGCCGAGCCAGUCAGUGCACUUUGGUAUUCCAAGGUUUGGCUUGGCGAGUUCCCAGAGCUUCAGUUCCGGGAGCGGACGAGCCAUGCUCAGUGCAUGGUUUGCAUCCGCCACCGAUCUAUGAUCAAGGGCCUGAGUGCUCGCAUAGCCGCUCGAAAGGAACAGGCCAGACUGUUCCACGAGCACUUGAAAGCCCAAUAUCAGGACCGACUACUUUACUGGCGGUCUCGUGGCCUGUCACGCCAUCGCGGCGACUCCGUCACAUUAAUUUGUGACGGAAUGGACCAAGCGAAGUGGGAACUGCCGCGUGACCCUAUCUUAGUUGGAAAAGACUUUGCGACGAUGCAAAAGCCAAGGCUCCACGUGAGCCUUUGCAUCGCACAGGGUUGGUUUUACCUUUUCUUGGUGUCGUCGCCAGACAUCAAGAAGGAUGGGAAUGCUUCAGUGGAGCUGCUCAGCUGCGCCCUCACUCUUUUGGAGAAGCGUGGCUUGAAUUUGGCGGCUACAGAUGUUUUCUUGCAACAUGACAAUACUUGCAGAGAGUUCAAAAACAACAAUGGACUCCGCUGGGGAUGCAGCCAAGUUUCCUGCAAGAAUAUCAAGACCUUGACCUGUUCUUAUUUGAGAACGGGUCAUACGCGUGAGGAUAUCGACCAGACUUUCGGUGCCCUGUCUUCUUACUUGAACCGUGUCCGUCGAUUGCAAACUCCUGAAGAUGUUGUCCAGACCAUCAAACAGUUCUGCGCGAAACGCAAAUUCCCUUUUGAAUCUGAGCAGCACGUGUUUGCCAUGGAGGCAGUCAGGGAGUGGACUCUUGGCCAAGAAUUGGUCACUCCGAUCAAUGUGUGUCAUUGA
Molecule: messenger RNA, 1770 nt
Organism: Durusdinium trenchii
Lineage: Eukaryota; Dinophyceae; Suessiales; Symbiodiniaceae
Source: the annotation of a GenBank genome assembly